CGACGAACAUGGUGUCCGUCACUGUCGACUCGCCGGAAAUCUCGAGGGCGUCUCUACACGCGUCUCUUCCCUGGUGGACACACGUAUACACAUUCCCCUUCCUCGCGCUCUAUCCCCUUCUUGCAUAUGCCUACUUUGUGCGCUAUGACGACUGGCUGAAAUCAGAGGAAUGGACGUUCCUUGCAUGUGUCUCCCUUGGUGCUGGCCACGCACUGUCCUUCCUCGCAACUCGCUGGAGCACCGCUGCACGCGCGUUCAUUACCUGUCGAAGUGUAAAUGACAUUCGUAGUGCAGACUCGAUUAGAAUCGUACCGGCUGAGCAUAGAGGUAAAGGUGGAAUAGUUAAAUUGCGCAAAAAGGAUUCGUCCGAUCCAUCAACAUAUACAUUUUCGUAUCAGCAAGACACGUAUGUUUUGUUAUCGGAGAAACCAUUGAUAUUCGGUCCUCUACCUUAUCCGUCUACGAAUAAGCCUCCGCUGUCAUCAUACCAGCUGCCAUCCGGAUCCUCCUCGAAAGGCCUUUCGGCAGAUGACGUCCCGAGCCUGCUCAGCUUAUACAACAAGAAUGAAUUUCACAUCCCCAUUCCGGCGUUCGGGACACUUUUCGCUGAACAUGCAACAGCACCGUUCUUCGUGUUCCAGAUCUUCUGCGUCGCGUUAUGGUGUCUGGACGAAUAUUGGUAUUAUAGUAUUUUCACGCUGUUCAUGCUGAUUAUGUUUGAGUGCACAGUUGUGUGGCAGCGGUUAAAAACCUUGACAGAGUUUCGUUCCAUGUCUAUCGAACCAUACCCGAUAUCAUGUUACCGGGACGGCAAAUGGUUCGUUUUACAGUCGGAUGAAUUGCUCCCCGGCGAUAUUGUAUCUCUGGCGCGCCAGCAAACUCACAAAGAAGGCACAACUGUUCCUGCGGAUUUGCUCUUACUGCGCGGUACUUGCAUCGUGAACGAAGCAAUGCUCUCUGGAGAGUCGACACCAUUACUCAAGGAAUCCAUUGAACUCUUUGAUGGUUCCGAAAGGCUGGAUGUCGAUGGAGCGCACAAGAACAGCGUCCUCUUCGGUGGUACGAAAGUAUUACAAUCAAGCAACGGAGGUGUCUCGCAAGCGGGACCGCAUACACCAGACGGAGGGUGUCUUGCCGUGGUUCUGCGAACUGGCUUUGGCACUGCCCAAGGUUCGCUCGUGCGCACAAUGAUAUUCUCGUCGGAACGUGUAUCAGCCAACACACUUGAGUCCUUCCUCUUCAUUGCAUUCCUCCUUGUCUUCGCUCUUGCAGCGUCUUCGUAUGUAUGGCAGAAGGGUCUUGAGCGCGGUCUCAAGAAGUCCAAGUUAUUACUGGACUGCGUUAUGAUCGUUACUUCCGUCGUUCCACCUGAGUUACCCAUGGAACUAUCCUUGGCUGUCAACGCAUCGCUUGUUGCCUUACAAAAAUUAGCCAUCUUCUGUACAGAACCUUUCCGUAUUCCGUUCGCAGGAAAGGUUGAAGUCUGCGCAUUCGACAAAACCGGAACCAUUACUGCAGAGAGCCUUGUCGUUGAGGGCGUUGCAGGCGUGCAUCCCGAGGACCGCACUCGACUGGUGAACGUACGCGAAACGAAACGAGACACGGCACUCUGUCUUGCUGCCGCUCAUGCACUCGUUCGUCUCGAUGAUGGGAUGAUCGUUGGAGAUCCAAUGGAAAAGGCCGCAUUAGAGGCUCUCGACUGGCAUUUACAACCCGGUGAUCGCGUAUCUCCAACAAAUCAAACUGUCGCAGGACUGUAUGAACUGCAUAUUCGAAGGAGGUUCCAAUUCUCGUCUGCUUUGAAACGAAUGUCGACUAUUGCAACUAUGCAGCGCGGUGCGGGGAGUGGCAAGGCACGCGUGAGUGUCAAGGGUGCUCCGGAGACGAUUAAGACCAUGCUUGCUUCCGUUCCUGAGAGGUAUGAUGAAACGUUCAAGUACUUUACGCGUCGUGGAAGUCGGGUGCUUGCACUCGCCUGGAAGGAGAUGGAUGGGAUGUCUAAUGAUAGGAUAAACCACAUCGGACGCGACGAGGUGGAAAGCAAGUUAAAUUUCGCAGGCUUCCUCGUGUUCCAUUGUCCUUUGAAAGAGGAUGCCAUUCAAACAUUGAAAGACCUCGCCGAUUCCUCGCACAGAUGUAUCAUGAUUACUGGUGACAACCCUCUAACCGCUGUACACGUCGCACGAGACGUCGAGAUCGUGGACCGUGAAGCCCUGAUUUUGGACCUUAAAGAGAAUCCAAAGCACGAUGCAGACCUCGAAUGGCGAACUGUCGACGAAACAUUGUCCAUCCCUGUAGACCCUUCUAAACCCGUCGACCAAGCUCUCCUCAACAAGUACGACAUCUGCAUCACCGGUUCCGCCCUCAGACAACUAGAAAACCAACCCGCUUGGCUAACACUCGUCCAACACGCCUGGGUCUACGCGCGCGUCUCACCAGCACAAAAGGAAUUCAUCCUCACCACUCUCAAAUCACUAGGAUACAUCACGCUCAUGGCAGGGGACGGUACGAACGACGUUGGAGCGCUCAAGCAGGCUCACGUUGGUGUUGCGUUACUCGAUGGUACACCUGAAGAUCUUAAGAAGAUUGCGGAGCAUCAGAGGAUGGAGAGGAUUAAGAAGGUGUAUGAGACGCAGUUGAAUAUUAGUUUGAGGUUUAACCAGCCGCCUCCGCCGGUGCCUCCUGCUCUUGCGAGUGCGUACCCCGAGGUUGUGGAGGCUCAGGCGAGGGCAGCUGCUCAGCAGCAGAAUGCAAGGCAGAGAAAUCCUCUCGAGAAGUUUGAUUUGAACACCAUUACGAACAGUCUGGCAGACAUGGAUGCAGAGGACGACGUACCGAAGAUUAAACUUGGCGAUGCCUCGUGCGCAGCUCCGUUCACGUCUAAGCUCUCUCACACCGCAAGCAUUGCGCAUAUCAUUCGUCAAGGACGCUGUACCCUCGUUGCAACAGUGCAGAUGUACAAGAUCCUCGCGCUGAACUGUCUAAUCUCGGCGUACGCGUUGAGUGUGCAAUACCUGGACGGUAUCAAGUAUGGUGAUUACCAGGUUACAAUCACUGGUAUGCUUAUGUCUGUCUGCUUCCUCUGCAUUUCACGCGCGAAGCCCGUCGAGAAAUUAUCUCGUGAACGACCACUAGGGAACAUCUUCAAUCUUUACGUCCUACUAUCCAUCCUCAUACAGUUCGGAAUUCACAUUGUCGCGUUGGUCUACAUUACGGCAUUAUCAAAUGCGAACGAAGACCGUGGACCGAUUGAUCUCGAAGCCAAGUUUGAGCCAAACCUCCUCAACACAGCUAUCUAUCUUCUGGGAUUAUCUCAGCAGGUCUCAACUUUCGCUAUAAACUUCCAGGGUCGUCCAUUCCGCGAAGGCAUACGCGAAAACUCUGCGCUGUAUUAUGGUCUACUUGGCGCAAGUGCUGUUGCGUUUGCUGGAGCGACAGACUUCGUACCUGAGUUCUCGCGCUGGUUGCAGAUUGUCGAGAUGCCUGUUUUCUUCAGAGUUCGUUUAACAGCAGUGAUGAUCGCAGACUUCGUAGGCUGCUGGGCCGUCGAAGUCGUCUGCAAGGCACUCUUUGCGGUGCUUGAGCCCAAGGAGAUGCUCACUCGAGGACGAGAACGUAGAGAACGACGUAGACAACUUGAGGGGGAGAAACGCAAGGCUGAAGCUGCGACUAAAAAGGACGAAUAGAGUACAGUUACAAGUGCUUAGAUCUAAUUGGCUUUUCGUCUCGCUUGCGACCUCCCAUCUUCGUUUUACGUUGUCGUCGUUCUCGUUCUUUGACUACGCAUAAUGUACUCUAUUGAAUUUUAAUGGCUUUUUCUUCUAGACAUAC
Fomitiporia mediterranea MF3/22 is the source of this 3831-nucleotide messenger RNA. RefSeq names its product endoplasmic reticulum Ca-transporting P-type ATPase. The transcript is spliced from 12 exons. The coding region runs from base 9 to 3686 and encodes 1225 amino acids. The record is from RefSeq and is a predicted model, not a curated record. Gene Ontology annotation, cellular component: endoplasmic reticulum membrane. Gene Ontology annotation, biological process: intracellular calcium ion homeostasis. Gene Ontology annotation, molecular function: ATP hydrolysis activity; ATP binding; P-type ion transporter activity. Lineage: Eukaryota; Fungi; Basidiomycota; Agaricomycetes; Hymenochaetales; Hymenochaetaceae.